Microbotryum saponariae is the source of this 5126-nucleotide messenger RNA. The record is from the annotation of a GenBank genome assembly. Lineage: Eukaryota; Fungi; Basidiomycota; Microbotryomycetes; Microbotryales; Microbotryaceae.
AUGGACAGCUCUCCCGCCUCGCCUUUGGCCCCCAGGGAUCCCAGCUCCCCUGAAUCUUCGAUCGGCGAACAAAUCGCCACUCUAUGUUGAACUUCGCUCCAUCUCACUUCUAGGACAAUAUGCGCUCACUGAAGUAGAGGUGCCUCGCCUUUUGGUGCAGUGGUAUAUUGUUCCUUCAUAGGUUAUGAGCCCAGAGCAACCAGCAGGUCAUGAGUUCAAUCCCCCCUGGGGUCAGGCAAUUUUGCGCGCAUACACUCAGCGUCCCGGCCCCCGCACUUGCCCAGCAGCGUGCCAAGCACCCUGGCGCAUCGACAGUGCUCACAGUGCCCAAGCUGCACUUGCCCAAGCGACCUGAUCAACAUGCCCAGUUGCCUCACAGCCGCACCCACUGCCACAAGCUCUUCAGCUUCGCGCACAGGGGGGUGUUGAACUUCGCUCCAUCUCACUUCUAGGACAAUAUGCGCUCACUGAAGUAGAGGUGCCUCGCCUUUUGGUGCAGUGGUAUAUUGUUCCUUCAUACUCUACAGGCCCAGCUUGCCGCUCUGCAGGCCUCGCAACCCGCCGCCGCCGCAGCCGCCGCACCCCCGGCCGUCACCGUCGUGCCGGGGAACGCCGCCACCGCAUCCAAGGUCGUGUUUCCCAAGCACGCUCGUCUGGACGGCCCCAAGUCGUUCACCAACUGGUUGCGUCAACUCCGUCUUGCACUCCCGAACCAGGUUCGUGGUUACGUUCUCGACGGUGUCGUUCCCCCGACCUGGACCGCCGACCAGCUUGCCGCACGUGACGACGCCGCCCGGGAAAUCAUCGUUGGCUCUAUCGACUCCGCCGACGUAUCGGCCACCCUCGACGCCAUCCCCAGCGACGACCUGUCGGCACCGCGCAUCUUUGCCGCUCUCAAGGCUCGUUUUGCACCGGACGACGCUACACGCACUCUCGAGUUGUUCGCUCGCCUUUGGGACUUCAGGAAGAUGCCUGCCUCCGUCGAGGCCUACGACACUUGGCUACGCGAGUACAUGUCGAUUGCUCAGGAAAUACGCGACGCCAAAACAUCGCUCAACGACGUGCUCGCCACCCACGUGCUCGCCAUGGUCCCGUCUUGCCUCGACAGCUUCCGACUCACGUUCACGGACGAGCAGCGAAACCGACGCGACCUUCCCGAACUCACGACGCUUACGGACCGCAUUCGCAUCCAGCUUCGUUCGGCAGGACUCUCGACCUCGCAUUCGGCCAUGCUUGCCACCAGCUCCCCCUGCCCCGCCUGCCGCGCUCCCGGUCACCGCCUGCGCGACUGCACUUCACGUGCGAAGCACCCGCCCACCGGCCCCUGCCGCCGAUGCCACAAGAAAGGUCACUGGGCACUCGACUGCAAGAACCGGGGUGAACAGGCACGUAGCAGCGACGACACCCAGGACGACACGUCUUCCUCCGCGGCCUCGCAACCGAACGUCGGCUAUUUCGCCUCCUGCCUCUUCGCUCGUCGCCAACUCCCAACUGACGCCUUUGUAGUCGAUUCGGGUGCCACGACACACAUGGUCGCCGACCGAUCUCUAUUCACGACUUAUCGUCAGACGGCACACACCAAGAUCGGCGGCAUCGCGGGCGGCAUCACGGCUAUCGGCAUGGGGGACGUGGCAUUCGUCGCCAAGACUGGACACCCGAUCACGCUCCGUGGUGUUCUUCACACGCCUGGCCUACACGUCAACCUCCUCUCUGUCUCUCGCCUCUGCGACACCGACCGCGUUCGUCUCGCCUUCACCAGCGACGGCAUCGACAUCGCCAAGGACGGCCGGGCCAUUGCUCACGGUACCAGGGUCAACGACGGUCUUUACCUUUUGGACGCGGAUCACACCAAGUGUCAGCAUCUUGCCUUCCUCUCACGCUCUGAGUCUCCCGUGCCCCUGCUUACCCUACACCGCUGCCUCGGCCAUCUUGCCCCAUCCUCUAUACAGAAGAUGAUUGCUGCAGGUUUGCUGGACGGGUUUGGGGCCGGGUACAGUGACAAAGACGUAGAGGAGUUUGUUUGCAAUGCUUGCCUUGGUUCCAAAGGUCACCGCCUUCCCUUUCCCGACUCUGAGUCGCAUUCCGCCGAGAGACUUGGCCUCGUGCACAGCGACGUCCUGUCGUUCCCCACUCCGUCCUUGACCGGGAAGCGCUACCUUGUCACGUUUCUAGACGACCACUCUCGCAAACUCUGGGCAUAUGCGAUCGAUCACAAAAGCGAUGUUUUCCCGACCUUCCAGACUUGGCUCGCCGAAGUGGAGUUAGAGACGAACGCGCGGUUGAGGAUCCUUCGAACCGACAAUGGCGGGGAGUACCGAUCAAACGCAUUCACGGAGUUCUGCAAAUCCAAGGGCAUUCGUCGUCAAUACUCUAUCCCUUACACGCCUCAACAAAACGGUCGCGCCGAACGUGUCAACCUCUCCAUCGUCGAGGGCGUCCUCGCUCUCCUUGCGGACGCCCGUCUGCCGGCCACCUUUUGGGAUGAAGCGGCUGCGUAUUUCGUUUAUUGCAAAAACAGGUGCUCACACUCAGCUUUGGCCAAACAGACUCCAGAAUCCGUUUGGAACGGCCAACGCACCACCGCCACCGCCCUCCACCCGUUCGGCUGCACAGCCUGGCUCACGGUCGCCCCGGACCUUCGCAGCAAGCUCGACCCCAAGGCCGCGCGCGUGAUCUUCACAGGUUACGACCUCGCCUCCAAAGCUUUCCGUUUCUUUGACCAUUCCAUCAACAAGAUUGUACUUGGUCGCAAUGCCACCUUCCUCGACGACGACUUCCCCGGCCUGCCAGUCACCACGCCCGUCGAUGCAGACGACACCGACCGUCAGUUCGUCGUUCCCGCCGACACGCCCGCCCCUGCCGUCAAGACGAGGACCCCACUAGUAAGGUCGGCGCACAUGGACGUCUCAUCCUCCCUUGAUGAUUCUGCCAUGAGCGCCGUUGACGUGGCCCCAGGGUACACUGGCGGAACCUUACUUAAUUCCACAGAUACCGAAUCGUCCUCGUCACCGUCUCCUGAGCCGUCCUCGUCACCGUCGCCCACAAACCCUUUGUCACCGUCGCCUGCGCUGUCACCGUCGUUGGCAGCGUCAUCGUCACCCUCGGUCUCACCGACCGACUCUGACUACUCCGCCGACCCUCUGGACCUCAUCGGCUCACAGACCCCGACUCGCCUUGGCCCACCGGACGUGCACCGCCCAGACUUCAGCACGUACCGUGAGCCCGCAUCGGCUGAGGAGUCGCCCGACGAACUCGACAUCAUUGGGCGUCACUCGCGCGAUGAAUCGCCGGAUGAAAUCGAUUUCCUCACCCAACACCACCGCGCCUUCAUCGCCACAGACGACGACGACCCCACCCUCGACGCCAUCGAGCCCGUCAAAUCGAUCACUAGCGACCCCCAGACCUGGCGCGAAGCAAUGUCCAGCGACGAGCACAACAUCUGGGCUGAGGCCGCCGCCGCCGAGUUCACCGCCAUGCGCGACGACUUCAAGGUGUUCACCAUCGAGCCUCGCUCAUCUGUACCGCCGGGCGCCACCAUCGUCACCUCCAAAUUCGUCUGGAAGACCAAGCGCAACGCAAGCGGUGAAGUCACGGGGCGGAAGGCACGUCUUGUAGCGCAGGGUAACCGACAGCGCGACGGCAUCGACUUCUCAGAAACCUUCGCACCCGUCGCCCGUUUCUCCUCCAUUCGCUGCCUCCUGGCUCUUGCCGCUGCCAAUGGCUACCACGUUCAUCAGGCCGACAUCGACAAGGCUUACCUCCACGGCGAGCUCGAUCAUGAUAUCUGGAUGACGACACCACGCGGUUUCGACUUCCCGAGCGAUAAGGUUCUCCGGCUGCGACGCUCAAUCUACGGUCUCAAGCAGGCCGGUCGCAUCUGGAAUCGUCACAUUGACACAUCACUCAGGAAUCUGGGGUACAAGGCAACAGGCACUGAUCACUGCAUUUACUCUCGCAUUGACGAUCAGCAGCGGCCUCACUAUAUCGCCUUGUAUGUCGACGACCUCCUCAUUGUCAGUCCAGCCCUCGACGAGAUCGAACGUGUCAUCUCCGGCCUUGAACAGCGGUACGGCGUCAAACGACUCGGCCCCGCGGAGUACAUCCUCGGAAUCCAAAUACGCCGCCUGGACGACGGUUCCAUUGCUCUAUCCCAGGAGCGCUACAUCAUGGACGUGCUGGCCCGUUUCCACUUCGACACCACGACACGCGGCACUACGGUGCCGAUGACGCCCGGCCUCUCGCUCACGGCAAUUCCGGGUCAGGGAACGGAGCGCAUUCGUUCGUGGUACCUACAGGCCAUCGGCUCCCUCCUCUACAUCUCCCUUGGCACUCGACCCGACAUUGCCUUCGCCGUCUCGUACCUGUCCCGGUUCGCCAACAACCCCGGCCGCCGCCAUUGGAUUGCCGUCAAACACGUCCUUCGCUACCUUCGCGCCACGUACCGCGAUGAGCUUCUCUAUGCCCGCGGCCCAGCAAAAGUCACGGGUGUGGUUGGUUAUUCUGAUGCGAACUGGGGCGCCUGCGUCGACACAUCCAUUUCAACGAUGGGCUACGUAUUUUACUUGGCAGGCGCCGCUGUCUCUUGGUCGUCGAAGCGUCAGACUCGGGUAGCGGAUUCCACCACUGAUGCCGAGUACCUGGCCUUGUCGCACGCGGGUAAGGAAGCGAUCUACCUUAACCAACUCCUCUCCGAGCUCCACGUUUGCCCAAUCGCUGCAGCUCACAUCUUCACCGACAACGAGGCCGCGGCCGCCGUUGCUCACGACCCCGUUCGCACCUCCGGCACCCGGCACAUUCGCCUCCGCGAGCAUUUUGUCCGUGACAUGGUCAAUCGAGGUGAUAUCUCUCUCUCACACGUUGGCACAGCAGACAUGGUUGCGGACGUAUUCACCAAAGCGCUAGGCCCCAAGAUUUUUGGUACACAUUGCUAUGCUCUAGGCCUCCGGACGCGACAUCCACGGCUCAAGUCUACCUCGCGUUCGCGUGGGGGGGGGUGUGAGGAAUCCACUCUCCGCUCGGCUCAGGACUUAGGCGCGCGGAGCGAACCGGGCGCGGACUUAGGCGCGCGGAGUGAGCCGGGCGCCCCGGCCCAGGACUUAGGCGCGCGAAGCGAGCCUGGGACUUAG